AUGGCCAACCCAACGACCAUCCAUCGGCGGGUAUCGUAUAUCCUGCCCGCGCCGAGUGAGCCGCCGCAGUAUCUCUCCCUGCCGUCGCUCGACCAGCCGCGCCGGGGCCAUCCAUCGCCGUUCUUCAUCCCGAAGAACGGCCAAUCGCGGAACGGCAGCGCCGACUUCCAGUCUCGGAACCCCUUCCUCUCACCCGACGAACAGAACCAACCCAAGCACUGCCUGGGUGUUACCUCACUCGCGCUCGACACAUCGACUCUUCUCGAGAACAACCAAUCUCCCGGCGGGAUACUCUACUCGGGCGCGCGGGAUGGCCUGGUAUGCUCGUGGGAGCUGAAUGUGCCGCACAAACGUAGGCGAGGAGGCCGGUACGAGAUCCAGCCGGGACGAGGGAGUAGGGUCAAAUGGGAAAAGGUCGGCGAUGGGGCCGAGUUCUUUGAGGAAGAUGAGGACGAUUAUGAUGAUGAGGACGGAUCGGGCGAGCGGGACCGAGACAGUUCAGACGACGAGGAUGAGGCGGUGGUCAAUGGCAAGCCGAGGGGCGAGGUGCCGUAUGAGGACCGGUGGGAGGUCGAUGCGGAAGCUAUAGCUCAGGCAAAGCCCCGCGAGACGACGCUCCGCCAGUCCGCUCAAACGCAUACCGACUGGGUUAACGCACUCCUCCUCUGCAACCUCAACCAGACCGUCAUCACAGCCUCGUCCGAUCGUACUAUCCGCGCCUGGUCUCCACACGCCGCAAGCGAUGCGGAAGGUCUAUCCCCCUCGCUCAUCGGUACCCACCGGGACUAUGUCCGAUGUCUGGCCUGGGCCAAGCACCCCAGCCUGCUCUUCUCUGGAUCGCUCGAUCGGCGGUUGAGCAUCUGGGACGUGCAGAGUCCUCAUCCCGACGCGCCGAUCCUUAGCAUCAACAUGGACGUCAUCGACGAUUAUGGAGGUGUAGGUAUGGAGGGUGAGCGAGGUAGCGUCUACGCUCUAGGCACCGACCCUGCGGGUCAGAUCCUCGCGGCGGGGACACCAGAGAACGUUAUCCGACUCUGGGACCCCCGGUCUGGGGACCGGAGCGUCGGAAAACUCAUCGGUCAUUCGGAUUGCGUGCGAAGCGUUCUCUUAUUAUCUGGAAGUUCCGAUACCACCAUCAAACUCUGGUCACUCGCAGCUCACCGCGCCAUCCACACCUUCAAUCACCACACCUCGUCCGUCUGGUCCCUCUUCUCCAAUCACCCCAACCUGGAACGCUUUUACUCUGGUUCCCGGGACGGCCAUAUCUGUGCCGUCGACGUCGAGCAAGUCACCGAUAUCGCGGACGGCGAGUGCGCUGUACUCGGCCGAGAGGCUCCUCUCGACUCUGCGGGCUACACUGGCGAGUCCAAAGUUGGGGACGAGGGCAUCCGGGCUAUUGUCGCGAUGGACGACGAGUAUGUCUGGACCGCCAGCGGAGGUGCGGAUAUCAAGCGAUGGCGGGACACGGGUCGGCGGAUCAAUCGCUCUCAGAGCAGCUAUGAGGGUGCGAGCUACGGAGAGCGGGCUGGACCAAUCAACGGGAACGCCGAGCUGGCCCAGCCGUUCGUCCAGACCGACAUGCGUGAGCGGACCGUCGCCUUUGCUCCGCCUCCCCGGAUGCCCAACGGCGCGUCAGACGGAUCCCCCAUCAACGCAGCGACCGCUUCGCCCUCCCGUGAUCGGCUCGGUAUCCCUGGACCUAGGCGCACAACCAUGUCUGGCGAACCUAUCGCUGGGUCCAUUGCCAUCUCCCUUCUCUCGGACAUGUCCAUGCACGACCACGACGAGCAUCACGGUCCAUCGAGCGGUCCAGACACGCUCAACGGUCUUCCAUAUUCAUCGCUUGUCUGCCUGGGCAUGCCGGACUCGCCCUACUCGUUUGGCUUUUCCCGGGGUGUCAGCCGGACGUCGAUCGACAUGCGCCCAGAGACUGAGCUCGGUACACCUCGUAAAGCUCAUGGUCAUGAGCAGACCCCCGCCCAGAUGGCUCGUCGUGCAUUCGAAGAUAGGGAAAUUGCCUCGGAAGCCACACCCCUUCGAAAGCGUCCAGACGAGAUCAUCGCUGGUCGACCCGGACUCGUCCGCUCCCUCAUGCUGAAUGACCGCCAACACGUCCUUACCGUCGAUACGGAAGGCGAAGUCGCCGCGUGGAACAUCAUCAAGGGGAUCUGUAUCGGCCGGUUCUCGGCCGCAGAGGUGGCGGCUGCGCUUGACCUCGAGCGGGGUAUCGAGGCUGGCUCGGCUAUCCGCAAGCAUAGCAAUGAGGUGCUGGAGAUGGUGAAGCAGCGAGUAGAGGGGGAGACGAUGGUCAUCACAUGGUGUCAGGUGGAUACACGGAUCGGGAGCUUGGUUGUGCACCUCGAGGAGGGCCGAGCGUUUGAUGCGGAAGUGUACGCGGACGAGCUAGAUGUGGAUGCGGGUAUCAAGGAGGAUAUGCGAGUGAAUCUCGGCAAAUGGGCACUGGCGAAUCUUUUCCAAGGUCUCAUCAAGGCCGAAGAGAAGGAACUCGUUUCUUCCCCAGCUACCUCGUCAGCACCGAGUCUCUCCCGCUCGCCCGCUCCCACCCAUAUCUCCAUCGAGCGCCCCGGCGGCAACACCCCCAAACACCGCGCGCGGGCUCUAUCUAGCCUCUCUCAGACCCCAUCUCUCAACAUCAUCGGUAUCGCCACUCCCGCAUCUCGUCCUGCUGUCCUCCCCGACGUCGAGUCGCCCCUCUCGCGCUCGGCUCCGGGCAACUACCAGUCGUUCCAUUCCUUCCGGAACGGCGACCACCUCUCUGCCAUUCCGCAGAGUCCCGGGCCCAACUCGCUUGGCGCGGGAACAACCAGUCCCCAGCCUGCCGACGCGCGCGGUGACUACUUUUCAGUUCGAAAGCGGAUGGACAGCAGUCCGAGUCGUGAUGGCGACAAGAAGGACAUACCGCCCACUCCGGGUGGAACUACCGAUAAGACUCCCGCUGUCAACACGCCCGCACCGCCGACGCCGGGUGGGAAGAUGAUGGGCAGGCUCAAGGGGUUCGGGAAGAAGAAGGAAAAGGAGGUGAUGAGUCCUGUGGUGGAGAAUGAGCCGUUAAAGUUGGAGGAGGAUACCGGUCCAAAGCUAUCCGAGAGGGAAAAACAGCAACUCCAAAUCCUCGAUACGGUCCGCUCACAUCCUUUCCGCCCUCCUGGCCCACAAGAAGCUCCUCCAGUCGCCUUCCCCCCGUCGACCGCCCUCCUCAUCUCCGAAGAGUCAAAAGACGCCGGUGCAUGGGUCGUCACGUACCGCUCGCAAGUCUCCGCGACGGACAAGGACCUCGAGGCUAUCGAAACCAACAGCCCGCUCUGGUUGCUGGACUACCUUCUCACGAGCCGGAGUAAGGUCAAGGAGCCUGUCAAGUUGACAUUCAUCCUUGAGCCUGCGCCGGGGUGCGGACUGAAGGAAAUGCCUGAAGGGACCAACCGUCUCUCCGCAUCCCGUAUUCUCCGCGCUCGCAAGGUCAUGGGCUUCAUUUUUGAAAAGCUCGAACUAGGCAGCACCCGUGCCCGAGCCAGCUCGAUCGUCUCCCUUCACUCGCGCAUCACCACUCAGCCCCGCAAGUCCUCUACACUCCCCAUACCCGUUCCUGGCCUCUCGGGUCGGCGUGGCUCGGCUGCCGAAUCCGCCAACACGGCGCCGCACGAUGACGUGGAUAUCGUGUACCCCGAAGACGCGCUGGAGCUUGUGUGCGGGGAUACGGUGGUGGAUCCUAGAAUCACCCUGGCGACGCUCAAGCAGUACUAUGGGAGCGGAGGCGAUAUGCUCUUACAUUAUCGCCCGAGAAAGGGGGUGGUAGUGCAGUAG
Messenger RNA from Dioszegia hungarica, 3822 nucleotides. RefSeq lists its product as uncharacterized. Lineage: Eukaryota; Fungi; Basidiomycota; Tremellomycetes; Tremellales; Bulleribasidiaceae. Gene Ontology annotation, molecular function: ubiquitin binding. Bases 1 to 3822 code for a protein of 1273 amino acids. The record is from RefSeq and is a predicted model, not a curated record. The transcript has 9 exons. Gene Ontology annotation, biological process: protein deubiquitination; double-strand break repair via homologous recombination.